Momordica charantia (bitter melon) is the source of this 922-nucleotide messenger RNA. NCBI's taxonomy places the organism in Eukaryota, Viridiplantae, Streptophyta, Magnoliopsida, Cucurbitales, Cucurbitaceae. The record is from RefSeq and is a predicted model, not a curated record.
CCUUUUAUCCUUGCAUUAGUUUUAUGUCAUGAUUAUGAAGUAUCCUCUCUGAUAGAUCACAUGGUAACCUUGUUACAGCCACACUGCACAAUUUAUUACAAUUCACAGCAAAGCCUUGAAAGAUGUGAAGAAUUUUACAAGACUCAGCUGCAUUAAUGGCGACAGACGGCAAGGCCAUGAACUUGGGUCCAAAUUUCAGGUAAAAUGGGGCAACUUUUAUGAAGAAGUUACCCUUAAACGUUUCAUCUUCCUCUUCUUCUUCAUGUGAAUUCCUUAACCACACAAUAAGUGAUGAGUUCCCGGCCAUCAUAUUUCCUGUGAUUUGUUUGAAUAUGUGUUGGUAUAUGAUGUCCAUAGCUGGUCUUUAUAUGCCCUUUUGCUUCAUCCUCUUGAUUAUUCACCAAAGUUUGAAAAGAAAAAGGAAAUGAAAUCCAUGAAGAGGGCUUCAAUUGAUCAUGUAGUGGUUGUACUUGUCAUUGUUGGCCUUCUAGUCCAAACAGUAACAUCCGCCAGGCACAUUACUAGAUCAGGGAAGGGAAUUAGGAGAGGCGAGACAGUGAAAAUUGCAGGGUCGAGGUUACCAGAUUGCUCACACGCUUGUGGGUGGUGCUCGCCAUGCAGAUUAGUGAUGGUUAGGUACAUUUGUGGUGCUGCAGUGGAAGAUUCAGAGACGUGUCCAACGGCUUACAAGUGCAUGUGCACCUUUAAAUCCUUCCCUGUUCCAUGAUUUCUGUCUCUCUAUCAUGUACUAGUAAUCUCACCUUUCAGUUUUCAUCUCUGAAAUCAAAUCAUUAUUUCUAUUGGUAUUAGUAUUAGGCAUCAUGUAACAAUUGGGAGAAAUGUUUCCUAUUCUCCCACAAAAGUGUCAAUGUUGGUAUUACUGUGGGAUUGUAUUUAACUAACCAAUUUAUAUAUAUGCGGU